AUGACCGUGAUCAUUGCCUCGCUCUUUCUGCCCUUCACAGUGAACUUUCAUGUGAACAAAGGUCGCAACAGCGUCGCCUCUCAAGUGACCCCUCCGGCACCAGCAGCCUCCAGUGCUGUAGCGGAUACAGCAACCUCUUCUCCAAGCGCACCUGCCAGUCUUUUCGAGAGUAGCAAUGGUAAUCUCAACUCGGCGCUCACGCCAGGUGCGACCACUGACCAUGAGAGUAUCUUUGCCCAUGCGAUGGCCAAGGCCGACGACAAACAGUCAGGCUACCCAUUUCCACCAACAUCCACCCCUCCAACGGAAAACCCCCUUCUUACAGAGAGCGAGGCCCAUUCACCAGCUUGGGGCUCAACUAAUGCGCUCACACAACCGAAGGCCAAACCCCUCGCAUCGCCGUCUCCGUCAAUUCUUAAGCACGCAGAUCCCGUUGUACUGGCCAAGGGAACGACCUUACCGAAGAUCCCGGAGACAGAACAGCCUGCACCAUAUUUUGGAAUCAAAAAACAUGGCUCAGUUAGUCGAAAAAUGUCCGUCUAUCGGAAAAUGUCCUUUUCCCGGGCGGAUUGGACUGUCCAAACAGCAGAGCAAGGUAAUGGCGGACUGCGCAAUGCAGUUCGCUCUGCCAAAGAUGCUGGAUAUCUCGACGAGAUGAUAUGGGUUGGCACCUUGGGUAUGCCUACUGAUGCGUUGGCGGAUCACACACGUCGUGAGAUUGCAGAGAGACUAGAGGAUGAGUACGGCUCAUUGACUGUGUUUGUGGAUGACGGAGACUUCGAUGGCCAUUACACCCAUUUUUGUAAGACCAUUCUAUGGCCUGUCUUUCAUUACCAAAUUCCAGACAACCCGAAGAGCAAAGCUUAUGAAGACCACUCCUGGAUCUACUAUGUGAAGCUCAACCAGGCAUUUGCGGAUCGAAUUGCAGCGAGUUGGAAGCGAGGUGAUUCCAUAUGGAUUGAAGACUAUCAUUUGCUGCUUGUUCCAGCUAUGUUGCGGAAGCUGCUUCCUGAUGCCCAGAUUGGAUUUUUCUUGCAUAUUGCUUUCCCAUCAUCCGAGGUGUUCAAGUGCUUGGCUCCGCGCAAGGAGCUGCUUGAGGGCGUCUUGGGUGCCAACUUAAUCGGCUUCCAGACUUCUGAAUAUUGUCGACACUUCUUGCAAACCUGCAGUCGCAUUUUAUGCGUAGAGGCUACCAAUGAGGGGAUCCAGAUGGAGGAUCGUUUUAUCAACGUAGGGACAUUCCCGAUUGGUAUUGAUCCGACUUCUUGGGACAAGCGGCGCCGAACGGAAGAUGUAGAGCAAUGGGUCGAUAUUAUCUCUGAGCGAUACCAGGGUAAGCGACUGAUCGUCUCUCGCGACAAGAUCGACUCUGUUCGGGGCAUUCGUCAAAAGCUACUGAGCUAUGAACUAUUCCUCAACACCUAUCCGGAAUGGGCAGAGAAGGUAGUUCUGAUUCAGGUUGCCACUAGCACUACGGAACAGUUAGAGCUAGAAGCCACCAUAUCUGACAUUGCUAUGCGAAUCAACUCCUCCCACUCGACUUUGGCUCAUCAGCCAUUGGUGUUUUUGAAACAAGACCUUGCAUUUUCUCAGUAUCUCGCUCUUAUUACGGUGGCGGAUGCUUUGAUGAUAACCAGUCUUCGUGAAGGCAUGAAUCUAACCAGCCAUGAAUUUGUGUAUUGUCAAGACGGUAGUUAUGGGGACAAAAAGUAUGGCUCACUGAUUCUCAGUGAGUUCACCGGCAGUGCAUCAGUCUUUGGAAACCAUGCUCUACUGGUAAACCCAUGGGACUACCGACAAUGUUCAGAAGCGAUUCAUACCGCGUUGACUCGUGGUGAGAAGGAGCGGAAAGAAGUAUGGGAUCAACUCCAUAAGGCAGUUUUGCAAAACUCCACUGCCAACUGGGUGAAAUCAUUCAAUGAAACCUUAACACGCGUCUGGAAUGAACAGUCUGCACGAGAAAUAAUGGCUGUUCCUCGACUCUCUAUACCACGGCUCGUUGAUCAGUACCGACAGUCAAAGCGCCGGUUGAUGAUUGUCGAUUACGAGGGCACACUGGCCUCAUGGGGGUCCCCUCGUAGUAUUAUUCUCACCACCCCUCAACGUGCUAUCACGGUACUCACGGAGUUGACCGACGACCCAGACAAUGUGGUGUACGUGAUGAGCUCCCGCAUGCCGGAAGAAAUGGAACGGCUCUUCCGUCAAGUCAAUAAUCUCGGGCUUAUCGCUGAGAACGGCUGCUUUGUUCGUGAUCCCCAGUCCGAUGAAUGGGCUCGCAUUGUAAGCAAGGCUCAUAUCCAGACGUGGAAGAAGUCUGUAUCCAAUAUUCUGGCCUAUUUCAAAGACCGAACUGAGGGCAGCUGGGUCGAGGAGCUUCAUUGCUCGCUUGUCUUCCACUAUGGGUCUGCAGAAAACCAUCCCGGCGCAGGACGUCUUGCUGCUGAAUGUGCAGAUCAUAUCAAUGAUGCUUGCUCUAGUUACGGUGUACAUGCCGUCCCAGUCGAAGGUGCUCUCAUUGUGGAGACUAUGAGCGUUACCAAAGCAUCAGCCACAGAGCAGGUCUGGAAAUGGUGCUUGAAAGCUGCUGAAGAAUUAGAAGAAACUGUGAAGCCUGAUUUCUUGCUUGUUAUGGGAGACAACCGAGAAGACGAGCCCGUCUUCCGCUGGGCCAAUGAGUUGCAGAACAACAAUGAUGUUGAUUACUCCAUGACGGUCACCUUGGGAUCACGAAGCACCGAGGCCAAGGCGACUUUAACGCAGGGAGUGACAGGUGUCCUUGCUUGUUUACAGCAACUUCCUACUACAUCGAAGCCCGCGGUACAGUAA
Molecule: messenger RNA, 2826 nt
Organism: Penicillium angulare
Lineage: Eukaryota; Fungi; Ascomycota; Eurotiomycetes; Eurotiales; Aspergillaceae
Product: putative alpha,alpha-trehalose phosphate synthase subunit TPS3
Exons: 3
Coding region: 1-2826 (941 amino acids)
Biological process (GO): trehalose biosynthetic process
Cellular component (GO): cytosol; alpha,alpha-trehalose-phosphate synthase complex (UDP-forming)
Molecular function (GO): catalytic activity
Source: RefSeq, a predicted model, not a curated record